AUGGCCGGAGGAAGCAGUAGAAGGCCUGCCGGAGUGCUGCCGGAGUUUGCAGGAGAAAUUCGGCAAAUUGCGGUAGUGAGCUACUGCAACUUCAUCGGGUACUGCUUCGCCGGAGUGUGCAGGAGGCCGGAGGGUAGUAAGCAGUAUUCGGGUGUCUACAAAACUGGUGUUAAGCAUCCGAAAACGGCGAUCGUGAGCGUCGAUCAAAUUCUUAAUUUUGAUUCUACAAGAACCAAAGAAAAGGAUUUUUUCGUAAAAUGUGGCGAUGAUCAUUGCUUAGCGGCAGUGAGAAUUACUGGAGAUACAAAGAAUGAACUCAUCGAAAUUCUUAAGAAGAAAAGGUUGACUUUUCCACCGAAUCAUUUGAUGAGGGUUCCGUCUUACCUUUCGACACCAGCCAAUAUGUUAGGUCAGAAGAAAACCUGCCACAUCCUGGAAUGCAGAAACUCCUUGGCAAACUAAGCGCCACAAAAUCUUCAAUAAAAAAAGAGCCUGCUAGGAU
Belonocnema kinseyi is the source of this 502-nucleotide messenger RNA. RefSeq lists its product as uncharacterized. The record is from RefSeq and is a predicted model, not a curated record. The transcript is spliced from 4 exons. The coding region runs from base 1 to 462 and encodes 153 amino acids. Lineage: Eukaryota; Metazoa; Arthropoda; Insecta; Hymenoptera; Cynipidae.